Molecule: messenger RNA, 1267 nt
Organism: Aureobasidium pullulans EXF-150
Lineage: Eukaryota; Fungi; Ascomycota; Dothideomycetes; Dothideales; Saccotheciaceae
Product: amidohydrolase family protein
Exons: 4
Coding region: 13-978 (321 amino acids)
Biological process (GO): secondary metabolic process
Cellular component (GO): cytoplasm; cytosol
Molecular function (GO): carboxy-lyase activity; hydrolase activity
Source: RefSeq, a predicted model, not a curated record
GAGUACCUGACUAUGGAAGAAAUGCGUCCAGAGCCGCGUACCGAUAAAAUCGACACACAUCACCAUUUCGUCCCCGACUUUUAUGCUCAAGCUGUUGAAAGUGCUGGAGGCGACCCAAGUGGAUGGCCAACGCCAAAAUGGUCACCUGCAGCUUCCGAGUCCAUCAUGGAGCAACUGGGUGUGAAGACCACCAUUUUAUCGUUGACAGCACCGGGAGCUUGUAUACUUGAGGGACAGAAGUCUUUUGAUCUUGCGAGAAGAUGCAAUGAGUACUGUAGCGAGCUCCGCGAUAAAAGCCCGAGGAAGUGGGGGUUCUUUGCAGCCCUUCCGUCUCUGCUUAAUACUGAGGCUGCUCUUGCUGAAAUUGCCUAUGCCUUGGAUGUUCUUCAUGCGGACGGUGUGACACUUUUCACACGCUAUGGAACCGGAAAUACCUAUCUCGGUCAUGCGGAUAUCGAGCCCAUCUGGAAAGAACUUGACAGGCGUCAAGCAGUCGUCUUUGUUCACCCUACACACCCAGUCGACACGACGAAAGUCAACGAGAGCAUGCCUCAACCACUGAUCGAUUACCCUCACGAAACUACAAGGACUGCUACAGACAUGAUCAUCGCCGGCACUCGAAGGAAGUACCCUGGUUGCAAGGUCAUCCUGAGUCACGCUGGCGGAGCCUUGCCAUAUCUCAUCGAGAGAAUCUCCAACGGUUCCAAACACGGGCAACAAGCUAUGGCCGACUUCAAAUCGUUCUACUAUGACUUAGCCUUGUCUUCUUCGCCAUCUGUGCUCCAAUUGCUGCUUACGAUGGUUCCUCACGAUCAGAUACUAUAUGGGAGCGAUUUCCCCUAUGCACCACCACCGUCUAUCAAAGCAUUCGCAGAGAAGCUCGAGAACUUCGAGAUGGAUUCGAAAUUGAGGUCCAAGAUCAACUAUGGCAACGCACUGGCACUUCUUCCACGUCUUGCUGAGAAGGCCAACUUCUGAGGGAUGAGAUAGUCGAUAGUCGCCUGUUCGUAUGUCGUAUAGUCCUUUAAGCCCAGCAAUUUUAUGUCAACCACGGAUAAUAUUGUGUCACCAUCUCGAUGCUAAUAAUAAUUCUGCAAUUUGGUAUCUAGAUACCGGCCAGGAGUGUUGCUGGGAGACGCAUGCGCGAUGAAACACUCUCCAUCCGCUUACAUCAACUCGUGUACUUCUUAGCUUCCUAGCCGUACUUGCAAACAAAUGUAGCCAAGUUUCGAAAGAUAACUUACCAGGAAAAGGCACAAGAUCUGAG